AUGGCAGAUCGGUUCCCAUCUCUCGACGAAUUCUCCGCUGGUCAGACAGAGCCCGUAGUCACCCAUGGCAGCCCAGGAGGAGCAGCUGCUGAUGGCGAAGACUUCUUAACCCGCGAACGUGCUCUCCUGGGCGAUGACGCCGAUCAGUUCGCUACUCCAAAUGACCAACUGCAGGCAUCUGUCACGGUAGAAGACGUUGCAGGAGAUGAUCUGUUAGGCGGCGGGGGAACACACGAGUAUCAGCCGGGUAAUCUUGAGGGCGGAGAUAUGACGGGUUUUGAAUCGUCGUUUCCCGCCCUUGAAUCACAGAAUGAGCAAGCUUUACCAGGCGGAAGCAUCACAGGCACAAGCCCCUUCCAACCUUCAUACUCCACAUACAAGCAACCAGAAGAAGAGCCAGAAGCGGUCCGCGAAUGGCGCCUAAAACGCGAUGAAGAGCUCAGUCGCCGCGCCGCUCUCUCCGCCGAGCGCAAAGCGGCUACAAUUACCAAGGCCCAACAGGACAUCGACGACUACUACGAAUCAUACAAUAAGCGGACAGACCGCGCAAAGGAGCGCACGCGCAAGGAGGCAGAGGAGUUUCUGGAGAACCGCGAAGAUACGGCUGCGGGCGGAAGCAGUUGGGAGCGGAUUGCCAAGUUAGUGGAUGUUAGUGGGAAGGGACCGAAGGGCGGUGCGAGUGGGUCCGGCAAGGAGAGGUUUCGCGAGCUGCUGCUUGAGUUGAGGAAAGAUGAAAAUGCGCCUGGGUCUUCGGGGGUUUGA
Histoplasma capsulatum G186AR is the source of this 762-nucleotide messenger RNA. Its product is annotated as clathrin light chain. Gene Ontology annotation, biological process: intracellular protein transport; clathrin-dependent endocytosis; clathrin coat assembly. Bases 1 to 762 code for a protein of 253 amino acids. Gene Ontology annotation, cellular component: clathrin coat of trans-Golgi network vesicle; clathrin coat of coated pit; plasma membrane. The transcript is spliced from 4 exons. The record is from RefSeq and is a predicted model, not a curated record. Gene Ontology annotation, molecular function: clathrin heavy chain binding; structural molecule activity. NCBI's taxonomy places the organism in Eukaryota, Fungi, Ascomycota, Eurotiomycetes, Onygenales, Ajellomycetaceae.